Messenger RNA from Cercospora beticola, 1164 nucleotides. RefSeq lists its product as uncharacterized. NCBI's taxonomy places the organism in Eukaryota, Fungi, Ascomycota, Dothideomycetes, Mycosphaerellales, Mycosphaerellaceae. The record is from RefSeq and is a predicted model, not a curated record. Gene Ontology annotation, molecular function: metalloendopeptidase activity. Gene Ontology annotation, biological process: proteolysis.
AUGCGACUCCCCGCUACCAUUUUCGUACUCCUUGCAUGCUGUCCCCGCUUCACUAUUCCCUGCUCGCCUAUCGAAGGUGAAGCAGGUGCCAGCGAAGGUCUGGUAAAGCGAUGGUUUGGUGUACCUGACAUGCCCAAAAAUGGCCCGCACGUUGCUCCAUACAGAUAUCGAUGGCCGGCAACGCGUUCUGACCCCAACACGAUGCCCGUUCGAUAUUGCUUCAAAGAUAAACGCUCGGCAAAGAACUUGGGCAAGAUAGUCCUUCGAGCUGUUGCAGGUUGGAGUCCAGCAUGGACUGACGGUAAGAAUUACCUCUCAGCACUUCACAUCAUCCCAGACCCCGGCUGUGGCGAUGAGAAAUACUGUCUUUGCGGCAAUUCGAAUGUGGCUAGGGAUGCUCUCGCGAUCUCGGACGAAACGAGAGACCAUGAUCACAAGUGGAAUGAUGGAUCUGCAUGCCAGACUCUAUCGACAACAAGCUACUCGUAUAUCUCUCCAGGCGAGCCAUCUGCGCCUUCCCGCCAUUAUCUCAAGUUCUGCAGCUAUGAACCCACGGACAGAAAUCGACAGGAAGCGAAAGCCGUCGUGUAUAUGAUGCACGAGCUUGGCCAUGUCAUCGGGUUGGCUCACGAGCAUCAGAGGGCGGAUCGUGACCAAUAUCUCUGGUAUCAGAUCAAGAACCUAGACGGCUAUGAGGCAGCCAUUCGAAGAGUGACCAUCGACGAGCGCGGAUACUUCGAAGACGAUCAGACAAUUGACCAAAGGGUCAAGAUUGCAGCACGACGAGGCCACAUAGCCAAGCACUACUUCCCCGAAGCCGUCGAUUACGCCAUGUCCAGCACUUUUGCCGAAGGCCACGAUGAAGUCGCGCUCUUAUGGCAGGCCUUCGACGGUUCAGUCAGAUUCGACUUCGACAGUAUAAUGAUAUACAGCUCCGACACCGGCGCAAUCGAGCCCGGCAAGAAAGUCAUUUUCAGGAAAGACAAUAGCCAAGCCGUGUACAUGGGCGGUAGCCCGGAUCCGAGCAAAGCCGGUAUCAGUGAGGGAGAUAUUGCCCGAGUAGCUCAAAUCUACGGCGCGAAGACAGAGGCUGGCGAAAAAGCGAAGAAUGUUAAGGUGUGGGGGCCGAGAACAUCCGGACCGAGUCGGCAGAGAUGGAAGUGA